GUUCACAGCAGGAGCUCAAACAACUUUGCAAGAUUUGAGUAGCGCAGAAAUUUGGGAGAAGCGUCCUACAGAGCGACAGUACAGCCUGCGCUCCGUGUCACCGUCUGUCACUCAGCACACCAACAGAAUUCAUGUUUCUUUGUUUUUGGGAUUUCUGUGACUGCAGUAAAAUUCCCUCCAUCCAUCACUUACCCCACGAGACCUGAGUGUUUCUGUUCUGACAACAUGAAGUCCAUGUGGCCACUUUCCUCUCUGUUGCUGCUGCUCUUAGAGGUGAACAGUGUUUCUCUUCAGGAGACCAACAGGCCUAAUUUUGUCCUGAUAAUGGUGGAUGACCUGGGAAUUGGAGACCUCGGCUGUUAUGGCAAUAACUCACUGAGGACCCCCAAUAUUGACCAGCUGGCAAAGGAAGGGGUGAAGCUGACCCACCACAUUGCUGCAGCAAGCCUCUGCACUCCCAGCAGGGCAGCGUUUCUCACCGGACGAUACCCAGUGCGAUCAGGUAUAGCUGGUUAUAUCAGACCAGGUGUCUUUUUAUUUAAUGCAGCAUCUGGAGGUCUCCCCAGCCAGGAGAUUACUUUUGCCAAGGUUGUCAAACAACAAGGCUACGAGACUGCUCUUAUAGGAAAAUGGCACCUGGGCCUCAACUGUAAGAGCAGUGACGAUCACUGCCACCACCCUAACAACCACGGCUUCAACUAUUUCUUCGGUAUCCCUCUGACUAACCUGAGGGACUGCCAGCCUGGACAUGGCACUGUUUUCCAGUUCCAUAAAUAUUUGCCAUACAGAACAAUGGGCAUCGUUUUGCUCACUGCGGUUGUGCUCCACUACAGCGGGGUCAUCAGCAUUGGCAGAAGGUUGAUCCUGAGCUUGAUGUUUCUGUUGCUUUUGGUCACUGGUUUGGCAGUAGUGUUCAUCAUGGUUGUCCCAUACUUAAACUGUGUUCUCCUGAGGGACCACAGUAUUGUGGAGCAGCCAUAUAAGUCUGAAAACAUGACGCAGAGGAUGAUCCACGAGGCAGUGGACUUCAUAGAGAGAAAUUCACACAGGCCUUUCCUGCUCCUUUUCUCUUUCCUCCAAGUCCACACAGCCAUCUUUGCUUCAGCCGCUUUCAGAGGAACGAGCCGCCACGGUAUCUACGGGGACGCUGUGCAGGAGGUGGACUGGAGUGUGGGUCAGCUCAUGGAGACGCUGGACAGACUCAGCUUGAGAGAAAAAACUCUUGUUUACUUGACUUCAGAUCAAGGGGCUCAUCUGGAGGAAAUCUCUGCCAGAGGCGAUGUCCACGGGGGAUCGAAUGGAAUAUAUAAAGCAGGGAAGUCCACGAAUUGGGAGGGAGGAAUCAGGGUCCCUGGAAUUUUACGUUGGCCCGGUAAAAUCCCUGGUGGCAGACAGAUAGAUGAGCCCACCAGCAACAUGGACCUGUUUCCUACUGUGGUGCAGCUGAGUGGAGCUUCAGUCCCAGAGGACAGGGAGAUAGAUGGUCAUGACCUCAUGGAUUUGCUACAGGGGAGAGCUGAAAGUUCCAAGCAUGAAUUUCUCUUCCACUACUGUAAUGCCAACUUGAACGCUGUCAGAUGGCAUCCCCAAAACAUUUCACGGCAUCCAAAAGCUCAAAGAAGCGAGAGAGUACCUGGGUUUAUGACAGCCACCUCACAGUGCAGUGCAGCAGCAGGUCACCUGGAAGCCCCGGGUCCAGCUCAGCGAUGAGAUUCUUGAAUUGCCUGCGGUUAAGCGCAUGUGUGUGGAUGGAGUUGAUGAUUUCCAUCAAGGGCUUCAUGACGUUGUCUAAAUUCAAUGAUUUAGACACGAGUUGCUCCCUGUGGAUGAUGCAGUGGAAAUUCCAAAAAAGGGUAACCAAACGUGAAACAUGGGGAGAGCACAGAAAUAGAAACUCCAAGCUUCGUCAGAGCUCUACUGAGCCAACAAUCCCUUUAACGUUAACUAGUAAUGACUUCAUGAACUUCUUCAGAAAUAAAAUUUUUAUCAUUAGAGAAAAAAUUACCAAUAAUCAUCCCACAGAUGUAAUAUCGUCUACAGCUACUUUUAGUACCAUUGAUGUUAAGUUAGACUCUUUUUCUCCAAUUGAUCUUUCUGAGUUAACUUCAAUAAUUACUUCCUCUAAA
Pelmatolapia mariae (spotted tilapia) is the source of this 2126-nucleotide messenger RNA. RefSeq names its product steroid sulfatase (microsomal), isozyme S (gene sts). The record is from RefSeq and is a predicted model, not a curated record. The transcript is spliced from 11 exons. Bases 226 to 1710 code for a protein of 494 amino acids. Gene Ontology annotation, molecular function: arylsulfatase activity. NCBI's taxonomy places the organism in Eukaryota, Metazoa, Chordata, Actinopteri, Cichliformes, Cichlidae.